AUGCAUUGCUCCACAGCGCUCUUGAUAUCUUGCCUUUUUGUAUUUAUUGGCUUACCCGAAGUGAACUCCGGUGCGUCCAAUUCAUUGUCGGACUGUCAGGCGGUGGCCUCUAUGUUUUUAACGACGAUCAACUAUACUGCUGCCAAUAUUACAGCAACUACUGGAGUCAAUGUGACUUGUUCGGCCACCGGUGUCGUGUGCCCGGGAACGACAAUUAACGGCGUUUGUGUAUGGCAACGAAAACUAAGCGCUGUUUGUCGAAGUGUCAGCGGUGUCACUAAAAUUCGUAUUCAAACAAAUGGUCUACCUCCACGUUGCGCUAGCGUUCCGAUGGGUACUUUCAGUGAACUAAAUGUUGAUUUCGAAGUCAAUUUCAAUCCUGCGGUCAGCAUCAAUUCACUCAAUCAAAAUUUGACUACUCGAUCUGCUCUUUCAACACUUGUCUGCAACUUGAUUAAUCAAGCAACCCCGCCAUCAACCUCCGGAUAUGUCCAGUAUGGUAUGACAACCCUGACCACAGCGGCAGGAGUGGCACUUGAUGGUGUGAUGAUUUUCAAUGUCGAUUCCGCGGACGAUAUUGAUCCAUUUUACCCACCACCUGGCAGUAAUGCCGAGACCGUCGACGCCUGUCUUGCUCACUGUCAGACCGCCGGCAUAUACCAUUAUCAUAUAGCGUCCAGCUGUGUACUCAAUCCUCCGACUGGAAGUAUUUCAUCGUGUGCUGGUACUACUGCUUGUAAUGGGCUUAUAGCGAACUAUUCUAUAUCAGGGUUUGCUUCCUAUCAAACGAUGACAGUACUUGGUGUUGCCAGAGAUGGACAUGUGGUUUAUGGGCCUUAUCUGUCAGCAGGCACUCGUGUUACUUCAGGUUUCGAUGUUUGCAAUGGAAUGUUUUAUGACUCGAUCGGUAACUAUGCCUAUUUUGCCACGUCAACAUACCCUUACCUAACCGGUUGUUUCGGACCGGGCAACUAUCCGUCAUUUGGACCAAAUUGCAGUAGCAAUGCAGUAUCAUCCUAUACAAUGUCGACCUAUGCGACGUCAUUUCUUUCAAGUAAUUCGAGUAACUCAACCACUGUCUCAACAUCCUCGACAACGAUAGCUGUGAAUGCCUCGACGACGACGGCGCCAACAGCCUCGACAACGAUCGCUUCGAAUGCCUCGACGACGACGGCUCCAACAGCCUCCACAACGAUCGCUUCGAAUGUCUCGACAACGUCGGCUUCGAAUAACAUCAGAACCAGUAGUGCCGGACCGCAGGCUAUUCGAUCCAGCUUCGUCGGCGUCCUUCUUCUCUUCAGCAUUAUCGUCUGGAUAUUCUGA
Molecule: messenger RNA, 1323 nt
Organism: Didymodactylos carnosus
Lineage: Eukaryota; Metazoa; Rotifera; Eurotatoria; Philodinida; Philodinidae
Source: the annotation of a GenBank genome assembly